AUGUUUUAUUAUAGUACUCCAAACAAUAUGAAUUAUCAUCAUCUUGUUCUAGAAGUAACUUUAAGAUAGAAUACUACUCUUAUCUUAACAAGUGAAUGUCCAUCUCAUUUUUAAGCUUGUUUACUGAAAUAAGGAAUUAAAAUGGAUGACUUAAUCAAACAAUAAAAACUUUAGUAUUAUUCUUAAAAUAUUUAGAUAGGAUCAUAGAUUUAUUCACUUAAAAUUCAUUAUGGUAAAAAGAAGAAUUACCUUUAACUGAAACAACUCCAAAAUUAUGGUCAGAUCCAUAACCUUUCUAAGAAGAUCUAAUUACUUAUUUAAAAUAAUAAGUUAAAUAGAGAGUUGUAAUUUUGGAAAAUUUAUCAUUUUUUGAAAUUAUGUGUUAUGAAAGAAAAAUAAAACCUUUAAAAAUAAUAGAAGAAUUAUUAUCAAAAUGUGAUUAAUUACAUAUUUUUGGUUCUAAAUAACCAUUAAGUUAAGAAAGUGUUUCUCUUAUCAAUUUUAUUGUUAAGCAUUCAAUUGCUGUUACAAAUUUAUUACCUAAUUAGUCUGGAUUCUCUAAAGACAUUGAUGGUUAAAUGAUCGUAGAAACUAGACAUGAUUCAGGAAUAUGUUUUGAAAAAUCAAUAUAUUGUUUAGAUUAAAACAAAGUAAAUUAUUUGAGUGCAUUAAAAAUGAUAUGA
Messenger RNA from Paramecium sonneborni, 683 nucleotides. The record is from the annotation of a GenBank genome assembly. Lineage: Eukaryota; Ciliophora; Oligohymenophorea; Peniculida; Parameciidae.